Stereum hirsutum FP-91666 SS1 is the source of this 614-nucleotide messenger RNA. RefSeq lists its product as uncharacterized. NCBI's taxonomy places the organism in Eukaryota, Fungi, Basidiomycota, Agaricomycetes, Russulales, Stereaceae. The transcript has 3 exons. The record is from RefSeq and is a predicted model, not a curated record. Bases 174 to 386 code for a protein of 70 amino acids.
GAAUCACGAUCCCUCACGACGAGACUGAUGGACCGUAGUUGGAUGUGAUCUCCCUGGCUAGACAAUAGAUAAAGGACAUUGAAUAGCCUCGUUGCCUUAGGCCUACCUCUCCUCUUCACCCAUUACCUCAUUCUCGGCUAGCAAGUCCAACUUGCCUUCUCGUCGUCACAGCCAUGGGUUGCAUACCGAGUAAACAGUCUGUUCUGGAAGGCGUUUCGUCACAUAAGAACAAGCCAGCCAAACGAUCAAAGAAACUGCGUCCACCAUCGCCGAUUAUCGAGGCAGAACAAGCACCAUGGGUGAAGGGGCAUGCGGUGUACUCAUUCAAUGAGCAUAAAGUCUUGGUUCCGAAACCAGAGCCAAUGGGGUGUGAGAAAGGCUCGUAGCGCGUCGACGGUUGUCAGUGUUCUGCUUUGUAGUCCGUGAACACAGUCGGCCUCGCCAGGAACUUACUCGAUCGUUCGCUCCGCUCCAUUUUGUCUGUCAUCCAGUCUCUACUCUCGACACGCCCAUCCACUCGUUAUUUUCCGUACCUGUACAAGCACGCUCUCUCCGCUUCUGUGUAUGUACUUAUUAUUUAUAGGGACAGGAGCAGUCUGACCCUGUUGGCCAUU